AUGGCAUUACUUGGCAUAUUUCUCUGUCUUUGGAUAUUCGGCCUGAUAAUGUUUGUGCUUGCAUUAUUGCAAAAGAGGCGUUACCUAAAGAAACAGCUGUCCCGGCAGCACAAACUAUCAUCGAAUCCCAUACUCCUUUCGUUUUUCCACCCUUACUGCAACUCGGGCGGAGGUGGCGAACGCGUUCUCUGGGUCGGUAUUAGUACUCUUCUUCAGCAUCACCAAAACCUCCUCAUCUUCAUCUACACCAAUGAUUCUGAAUGCCUCAAAGCCCCAAAGACUGUAUUCUCGCGUAUCAAAAAUACCUUCGAUAUUAGUAUUGAGGACUAUUCGAGGGUCAAAUUUAUUCCUCUCUACUCAGAAGUUCUUCUCCGACCCGUCUUGUAUCCCUGUUUAACUCUUGUCGGUCAAGCCAUUGGAUCUGUCAUUGCGGCCUUGGAAGCCGUCGCACGGCUUCCGUGUGAUGUGUUUCUUGACACGACUGGCUUCGCUUUCUCCAUCCCUAUUUUCUCCUGGCUCAUCGGUGCGUCGUGUGGCGCUUACGUCCACUUUCCAACGGUGUCCUCGGACAUGGAAAAACGUUUGAUCUCAAGAGAGCCCGACGACGCCACGAGUUAUAACAAUUCAGAGCGUAUUCGUAGGAGUUUGGUUCUCACGACGUUGAAGCGUUUGUACUAUGCGCUAUUUAAAAUAGCCUAUGGUUGGGUGGGAUCUAGUACAAACUGCAGACAAGUUGCUGUAAACUCCUCGUGGACCCUACGACACAUCGCUGCCCUGUUUGGAAGUCUACCUUUUCUGCUCUAUCCCCCUUGUCCGUGCCUAACAACAGACGGUGGAAAUGGAAGACAACGCAAGCCCUGGAUUAUCUCUAUCGGACAGUUCAGGCCCGAAAAAAACCACCAGUUAACGCAUGAAACCCAAUCUAUGAUAGAUGCAGAGGAAUCAACCCAACAUCACGCACCUUCCUGGAAAUCCACAUUUAUACCUAUCUCUUACCUCUUACAGCUUCAGCUAAAGGCCUUUGAGCUCUUUCUCAAGAAAAUUGUCGGCAAUAAGACCCCAUACCGCCUGAUUUUAAUCGGUGGUUGCCGUAAUUACGACGACUUUAACAGAGUUCGGAGCCUCAGGGAGACAGUCGCGAAAAUGGGUCUCACGGAGUGGCAGGUCACUUUCGAGGUGAAUGCCUCCACAGCCAAAGUGAAACGCUACCUCCGCGAGGCGACUGUCAACCUCCACACCAUGGUCGAUGAGCACUUUGGAAUCGGAAUCGUCGAGGGCAUGGCGUCGGGUCUCGUGACGGUGGCCAACAGGUCAGGGGGACCGCUAACCGACAUCAUUGGUCCUGUGCAGGGCCAGCUGAAUUCCGACCCGAGCAAGGCCAGGCCCACACCCGUGGGCUACCUAGCCUCGACGGCGGAGGAGUACGCGGACACUCUCUUCUAUGUGCUGGUGAAAGCGACGCCCCGUCAGCUGGACCCCCUGCGAGCAGCUGCGAAGGCUCGCGCCGAAGACCUCUUCUCUGAGGAGGCCUUUUCAAACGGGUGGCUCCAGUUUACGCGGAGGUUGGGACUUUAG
Molecule: messenger RNA, 1575 nt
Organism: Mesocestoides corti
Lineage: Eukaryota; Metazoa; Platyhelminthes; Cestoda; Cyclophyllidea; Mesocestoididae
Source: the annotation of a GenBank genome assembly